Molecule: messenger RNA, 2664 nt
Organism: Musa acuminata subsp. malaccensis (wild Malaysian banana)
Lineage: Eukaryota; Viridiplantae; Streptophyta; Magnoliopsida; Zingiberales; Musaceae
Product: probable L-type lectin-domain containing receptor kinase S.5
Biological process (GO): protein phosphorylation
Cellular component (GO): plasma membrane
Molecular function (GO): ATP binding; carbohydrate binding; protein kinase activity
Source: RefSeq, a predicted model, not a curated record
CUUUUCUAUCAGUAACUAAUCGCGGUUGCCGUGUCAAAAUUUAAGAUCCACAAGUUUCUGGUAGUUUACAAUUGACUUUUAUGACUUGCACAUAACAUCAGAAAAUGGAGGGAGUAGCAGUAUGAUAUGCCAAAGUCAACCUGAGAACGCGUUGAAUUCACUGGGUAGAUGCUUCGUCUGUUCCAAGUACUUGCAAAACAUACUUUGAAUUCACUCGACGGAGCUGUCAUGACUCAGCUCUUGAGGGAUUCGUUGGUUCCCAUACUCCAUAAUAUUUUGCGACGAGAUGUCAUUGGCUAGUCUCCCAAAAAUUCAAAGCUUCUAAUCUGUCGCAUUCUUUGCUCUCAACGAAGAAUUAAAAAUCGGUUGGAAGAAGAUCCAUCUGCCGCGGAUCAAAUCUCAUCUUAUUAUUAGACAGAGACGUGUUGCUGCUGCUUCCAUUUUGUUUUUCUUGGUCGACUUUUUCGUUGAUUUUAUUUCUCCUCGGAGAGUAUAAUCCCUUCACCUUCUCCUUAAGUUUUCCAUCUCCGGGUUAUCAUCAUGCCAUCUCCCAGCCAGCUGAUCCGGUGUUCGUCGAUAGUAGCGGUUGCAGUACUCUGUGUCGUCACGAAGGCCCAGAGCUUAGAGUUCUACUACCCUGACUUUUCUGCGCAGAAUUCGACUGAUUUCGUCUUCAGCAAUAGCUCAAGCAUCGGUGAUGGUGCUCUGCAAAUCACACCAAAUUCCGGCAACCCAGCUUACCAAUCGGGAAGAGUCUUCUACAAGGAAGCCUUCAAGCUACGCAGGAGCAAUGGAUCGAGCCUUACAUCCAUCAACACUUCCUUUGUGUUCAACAUCCGCUCGCUAUCUCAACCAGGAGGGGAAGGCCUGGCUUUCAUCCUCACAAACAACCCAAGGCUUCCGACCAAUAGCAGCGGGCAGUGGCUUGGCGUGGUCAACAAUCGAACCGAUAACAUGACCUCGAACCAUUUCGUUGCCGUCGAAUUCGACACCAGGAAGAGCUACGCCAAUGACCUCGACGACAACCACGUCGGCCUCGACGUCAACGGCAUCGAAUCCGUCUAUCAGGUGCCGUUUGGAGCUGUUGGCAUAAACAUUUCGAGCGGCACCGAUGUUGGAGUCAGCAUCUCAUUUGAUGCCGUGUCAAAAUCAUUUCUACUCUAUGCUGCCUUGGUUAAUGGCACAUCGGCAAUCAGUAAUACUCUGAUGUUUACAUGGUCGAUCGAUCUGUCAGUCUACUUGUCGGAGGAUGUCUGGGUGGGAUUUUCUGGAUCCACUAGCAAUUUCACUCAACUGAACCAGAUCAAAUAUUGGUCUUUUAGCUCGCUGGACACCGAAGACAUUGGAACGCCGAAGAAGAAGAAGAGUUUGAGAUCGAUUUGGUUGCUUACCAUGCUUCCACUGUUGCCUGCUAUUGCCGUUUUCUUAUACCGGAAGAAGAAGGAGAAAGGGAGACUAUUUAGAUACGACAGAAAGAUGGUGAGACAAGACAUAGAACUAAUCCUCGAGGAUUGCAGCAAGCGACCGGUUAGAUUUCAGCUAAAGGAGCUCAAAGAUGCGACGGCCAACUUCGAUCCAAGCAGGCAGCUCGGCAAAGGCGGGUUCGGAACUGUCUACAGAGGUUACCUGAAGGACUUCGACAUGGAAGCGGCUGUCAAGAGGAUCUCAAGGAAUUCGCACAGGGGAGAGCGAGAAUUCAUCGCGGAGGUGACGACCAUCAGCCAGCUCUCGCACCGGAACCUCGUGAAACUAAUCGGGUGGUGUAACGAGGACAGGGAGCUGCUCCUGGUGUAUGAAUUCUUGCACAGAGGCAGCUUGGACAGGUAUAUAUUUGGGAAGGAGGGCACAGUAGCAGAGCUCCCUGUUCUUGACUGGGCGACGAGGUACAAGAUAAUCUCCGGGGUGGCCUCCGCUCUGGACUACCUCCACCACGGAAGCAUCAAAAGGGUGCUUCACAGGGACAUCAAGGCGAGCAACGUGAUGCUGGACGACGAAUACAAUGCCCGGCUGGGGGACUUCGGCCUGGCGCGAGCCAUCGAACGCGACGACAAGUCCCACCAUUCCACCACCGCAGUAGCUGGAACUCGAGGUUACAUGGCGCCCGAGUGUUACUUCACCGGCCGGGCGAGUCCCGAGACUGAUGUGUAUGCCUUUGGUGUGUUCGCCAUGGAGGUCGCCUGCGGCCGAAGGCCCGGUAACAACUACGUUCGACCCUGCGACGAGGAGGCUGAGUUCGACGGAGGUGGUUCAGAUUACAUCGUGGACUGGUUGUGGGAUCUACAUGGAAGUGAGAGGAUCUUGGCUGCAGCGGACCCGAGGCUGAGUGAAGAGUACGAUGAGGUGCAAAUGGAACGCGUGCUGAAGUUGGCGUUGGCAUGUUGCCAUCCAAACCAUCAAAAGAGGCCAUCGAUGAGGAUGGCUCUCCAGGUUCUAGGCGGCGGAGCUCUUCCUCCAAAUCCUGCAGCUGAGAAGCCUGCUUUCGUGUGGCCUGUGAUGAACACUCAACAUGAGAUCGAGCUGCCUCUCGUGGGGCUACUUUUUGUAGGAGGGCGCCUGAGUCAGAGUUCCAUUAGUGGAAGAUGACUCUCUCUGUGAUGAUUCCGCCAUUGUUAAGCUGCCUCACAGUGGCUACAUUUCCUUAAUUUCCAAGCUUAUUACUGGUUA